AUGGCGUCCGAAAUCUCAGGCUCUCCAGAUUCGUCUUGGACGAUUCCAAACGAGAAAAAUGGCGUCCAUCUGACUGAAGCUGAAAGAAGAGUUUACGAGAUUCUUCUUGGUGUUGUGAAGGGACGAAGACAAACCAAUAUCGAAAAGCCUAGAGUACUCGUCAUUACAGAUCUCGCAAAGGACUACGACGAUCUCGCGGCUAUGGUCGUCUUAAAAGAGUUACAUCGUCUUGGGGUUAUUGAACUUCUGGGAUUUAUCGCGAAUCUCGAACCUGCAAAAGAUCGUGCUCGUUUCGGUCGUGGUGCGCUCGAUCUUCUGGGUUUACCCGAUAUGCGCAUAGUUCAAGGUACUCGUGGAUUUGAUGAUACAAAGCCAGAGAAGGAGAGACACCGUGUUGAAGACUAUGAAUUUGAUUGCGCUUUUAUGUCAUCUGAUACAGAUCCCCGGUUUUUUAGCGAGGAAAACCCAAAAGAGAGGUUAUGUGGCCAAAGUUUACUGAGAACCUUACUCCAGAACGCUAAGACAGCAGGUCAGAAGUUAACUUUGUUGCUUUUGUCAUCAUUGGCAGAUAUUCACAUAUUCUCAAAAGAUCAUGAAGACCUCAUGCAAGCCUCUGUCUCGAACAUAGUACUGCAAGGUGGCUAUUAUAUAUCUCCAGACGGAGCUCUUCUAUCUCUGGACACGGCAAACAACAACCGAUACGACCCAACAGCCGCAAGGGAGUUCCAUGCUCUCAUACAAAGACUGAAGAUACCUUCGACAGUGUACACCAAAUUUGCAGCUAUUGCGGCUAGACUUGACCUGGAUGUUUUCAUCGAACUUGCCAAAACCAAGAACGAAGUAGGUAUGCAUCUUCUGAAGGUUCAGAAACUGCAAGAUAUUUCUUUCUACCGAAAUGCGUCCCAAAAAGACCCCAGCAAGCGAUUCCGUCCCGAUUUAGAUCAACAUCACUUUUCCCGUACUAGAACAAACUGGUUAGAUGCACAUCCAGAUGGCGAGCAAUACCCUGAAGGAGAGGAGGUGACCAAAUUUACCAAAGUUGUGGUAUAUGAUGCUUUGGCUGCACUUGGUGUCUCAGGAAAUGACGUGCUCGAGGCCUUGAAUGUUCUUGAUCUUCCCCCGUCAGCGAGAGGUAUUACAGAGCCCACUCUUGCAACAGAAGUAAAGAAGAGACACCUGAUUGUGGGCAUUGAGGGAGAAUCCUCUGGGAUUCAUGUUGCAAAUAUGGUCACAGCUCUGACUGCACUUUUGAAGGGGUCCUUGAUAACUUCCCCUUCAAAUUGA
Molecule: messenger RNA, 1284 nt
Organism: Glarea lozoyensis ATCC 20868
Lineage: Eukaryota; Fungi; Ascomycota; Leotiomycetes; Helotiales; Helotiaceae
Product: Nucleoside hydrolase
Exons: 1
Coding region: 1-1284 (427 amino acids)
Molecular function (GO): hydrolase activity, hydrolyzing N-glycosyl compounds
Source: RefSeq, a predicted model, not a curated record